Pleurotus ostreatus (oyster mushroom) is the source of this 537-nucleotide messenger RNA. RefSeq names its product Phosphatidylglycerol/phosphatidylinositol transfer protein (gene NPC2). Gene Ontology annotation, molecular function: sterol binding. Lineage: Eukaryota; Fungi; Basidiomycota; Agaricomycetes; Agaricales; Pleurotaceae. The record is from RefSeq and is a predicted model, not a curated record. The transcript is spliced from 5 exons. Bases 1 to 537 code for a protein of 178 amino acids. Gene Ontology annotation, biological process: intracellular sterol transport.
AUGACCCGUUACGCUUUUUCGUUCCUCCUAGCGACACUGGCUGUGCUCUCUCGUGCGAGCCCAUUAGAUUCCACUCAAAUAGCUCUUACCGGCGGUGAUACGGUCCAUACGACUGAUGAUUGGGGCUACACAGAUUGCGGAUUGCCCACCGACCCGAUACAAAUCACCUCUAUUGUCGUCACUCCGGACCCACCCCAGCCUGGUAAGAAUAUGACCGUCAAGGUCAAGGCCACAGCUAUCGAAAGGGUGGAGGAAGGAGCCUAUGCCGAUGUUACCGUGAAGCUUGGCCUUAUCAAGCUUCUUCACAAGCAGUUUGAUCUCUGCGAGGAGGCCCGCAACGCGGACACUGAUGUGAAGUGCCCUGUUGAACCGGGUGACUACGAAGUGGAGCAGACCGUUGAACUGCCCAAGGAGAUUCCCAAAGCGAAAUUCGUGGUGAAUGUCCGGGGGUAUACCGCAGACGAUGACGAUUUAGUUUGCCUGGAUUUGAGGGUCAACUUUAUGAAGCGUCCAUUCUUCAAGUCGCUCGGCUUCUGA